AUGACCAAAUUAAGGCACUACGGCUACUUCGCGUCCUUAUGCCUUUUAAUAAUUCCCGUGGUGGUUUUCGCCGACUGCUCCGGUGAGGCUGAGGCUACUGAAGCUGGGCAGGGGCACAAACCCCAGGCCCUAAAAUUAAAAGUCGCAGCCAUUGCAUUCGUACUGUUUGCUGGCGCAAUGGGUGUUGGCAUUCCCAUUCUUGGGAAGGCCAUACCUUGUCUAAAUCCGGGCAGCAGCCUGUUUUCAAUAAUCAAGGUGUUUGCAGCCGGUGUCAUAUUGGCCACCGGCUUCAUUCAUGUCCUUCCCGAUGCCUUCGAAAGCUUGACGUCUCCAUGCCUGAAGGAGAACCCGUGGAGGAUGUUUCCCUUCACUGGGUUUGUGGCGACGGUUGCUGCCAUUGGAACUUUGAUUAGUAACAGGGUGAUUACGCUUUAUUUUGUUUUAAUUAAUGUUUUGAAUACUAAUUCUUUUGUUUGUACUUUGUUGCAGGUUUUGGAGUUGGGUACUGUCGUCCACUCCAUCAUCAUAGGAAUCUCCUUGGGUGUUUCUGGAAGUCCAGACACCAUAAGGCCCUUAGUUGCUGCGUUAGCCUUUUAUCAAUUUUUUGAAGGCAUAGGCCUUGGUGGAUGUAUAGCUCAGGCGAAUUUCAAGUCUCGAGCAACUGCAGUCAUGGCACUGUUCUUCUCCCUCACAACUCCUAUUGGAGUUGCGAUCGGGAUUGGAAUAUCGAACAUCUAUACAGAAAACAGCCCGACAGCCCUUGUGGUUGAAGGCGUUUUAAACGCGGCUUCAGCGGGUAUUUUAAUUUACAUGUCGCUGGUCGAUAUGCUUGUGGCCGAGCUUAUGAACUCAAAGCUGCAGAGCAAUAUAAGGCUUCUGGCUGGGGCCAAUUUAUCAGUUCUUCUUGGGGCAGGGUGCAUAUCAUUAUUAGCCAUAUGGUCUUAG
Molecule: messenger RNA, 945 nt
Organism: Prunus persica (peach)
Lineage: Eukaryota; Viridiplantae; Streptophyta; Magnoliopsida; Rosales; Rosaceae
Product: zinc transporter 5
Exons: 4
Coding region: 1-945 (314 amino acids)
Biological process (GO): zinc ion transmembrane transport
Cellular component (GO): plasma membrane
Molecular function (GO): zinc ion transmembrane transporter activity
Source: RefSeq, a predicted model, not a curated record